Molecule: messenger RNA, 1027 nt
Organism: Sesamum indicum (sesame)
Lineage: Eukaryota; Viridiplantae; Streptophyta; Magnoliopsida; Lamiales; Pedaliaceae
Product: ABC transporter I family member 17
Biological process (GO): phosphate ion transmembrane transport
Cellular component (GO): membrane
Molecular function (GO): ATP hydrolysis activity; ATP binding; phosphate transmembrane transporter activity
Source: RefSeq, a predicted model, not a curated record
CUUCUCCAAGCCCACUUCAUUUAACUGAGGAAGGUUUCUUCAUUCUACUAUUUUCCUGAGUAACUCUCUAUAAAAACAGGAAAAAAGUCAUUUCUUUAUCGCAUUGGGUUUCAUUUCUUCUGGGAGCUUUCUGUUCUUGCCAUGGAAGCUUUUGAAGUUGUGGGAGCAGAAGAUCAUUUGCUGGCGCCGGAGAAUGGGCACUUGCCUGAUAUGAAAAUGGAGGUGAGGCAUCUGACGAAGGUUUCUGGCAAGGAUGUACGGAUACUGAACAGAAUCAGCUUGGACAUCCGGAGAGGAGAGAUUGUGGGGGUGAUCGGGCCGAGUGGGAGCGGGAAAUCCACGUUUCUUCGGGCCCUUAAUCGGUUGUGGGAGCCCGCAUCUGCUACUGUGUUUCUUGAUGGUGUGGAUAUCUGUCAGCUUGAUGUUCUUCAUCUUCGGAGGAGAGUCGGUAUGCUGUUCCAGCUUCCGGUCAUGUUUGAAGGAACUGUUGCAGAUAACGUGCGAUAUGGACCACAAUUAAGAGGGAAGAAAGUAAGUGAUAAUGAGGUCCACAAUUUACUGGCUCUUGCAGAUCUCGAUCCAUCUUUCUACAGCAAGUCUGGUGGAGAGUUAUCUGUUGGUCAAGCUCAAAGGGUUGCUCUGGCAAGAACAUUGGCUAAUGAACCGGAGGUUUUGCUACUUGAUGAGCCAACAAGUGCAUUGGAUCCAAUAUCAACCCAGAACAUAGAAGACGUUAUGGUGAAGCUGAAGAAAGAUCGGGAGAUGACUAUUGUUAUGGUCUCUCACAGCAUCAAACAAAUACAGAGGAUUGCCGAUGUGGUGUGCCUUCUUGUUAAUGGGGAGAUUGUUGAAAUUCUGAAACCUGAUCAGCUCUCUGAGGCUAAGCAUCCUAUGGCACAAAGGUUUCUUCAGCUCAGCUCUUGAGCGUUUCUCUACUGCUGCAUAUAUAGUAGCUCUUUAUUUGUACUUCCAUAUGCCACAACGGCUAUUAGCUAUAAGCUUAUGAAAAAGCUUUGGAUUAUCUGUU